Molecule: messenger RNA, 1527 nt
Organism: Aureobasidium namibiae CBS 147.97
Lineage: Eukaryota; Fungi; Ascomycota; Dothideomycetes; Dothideales; Saccotheciaceae
Product: MFS general substrate transporter
Exons: 6
Coding region: 1-1527 (508 amino acids)
Biological process (GO): transmembrane transport
Cellular component (GO): membrane
Molecular function (GO): transmembrane transporter activity
Source: RefSeq, a predicted model, not a curated record
AUGUCCCCACCCACUCAAGAAAAGAUGAAUGACGCUCCACAGGUUGAUAUCAAAGCCGGCGAGAUCUCAGACCUUGAUGCAGCCGAAGUCUUCCUUCGCAACCACAACUUCUCCCAUGCCUACCUACACGAGUUGCUCCAGGACGAAGUAGCUUGCAAGAAGCUGGUCCGCAAGAUCAACUGGACUCUCAUGCCACUACUCUGCGGAACAUACUUGCUCCAAUAUAUCGACAAACAAGCAUUGAGCUACGCUGCCGUUUUUGACCUGUUCACCUCAACCAAGACCACAUCGGAAGAAUACAGCUGGUUGACAAGUAUAUUCUACUUCGGGUAUCUGGUUUCAGAAUGGCCAAGCAGUUAUCUCGCCCAGCACUUCCCUACAGGAAAGGUGUUGAGUGCUUUUGUCACUACUUGGGGUUGUGUUUUGAUGUUGACGGCGGCGUGUUCGAACUUUACUGGUCUGGCCAUCUGUCGCUUCAUCCUUGGUUGUCUCGAGGCUCCCAUCACUCCUUGCUUUAUGUUGAUUGUGGGCAUGUGGUUCACACAAAAAGAACAACCUGCUCGAGCUGGUAUCUUCUACUGCUUCAACGGAGUUGGCAGUAUGACCGGAGGCAUUCUUUUCUACGGCGUCGGCCAGCUCAAAGGCUUUCCAGUGUGGAGGGUCAUCUUCUUGCUCUGCGGGGGCUUGACCAUCGUCUGGGGCAUUGCUUUGUUCUUCCUGCUGCCUAGUAACAUCAUGACGGCCAGGUUCUUCUCGAGCGAAGAGAAAGCAUUGCUCAUCGCACGCAGUCAGACCAACCGGACCGGUAUAUACAGCUCAAAGAUCAAGGUCUCACAGAUCAAAGAAGCUUUACUUGACCCGCAGAUCUGGAUUUUGUUUGUUUUUGUCCUCUGCAAUGAAGGCAUCAACGGAGGUUUCGCCAAUUUCGGCAAGUUGAUUGUCAAGGGUAUCGCUCACGGUGAUGCGCUCAAGACGACAGCAUACGGCAUUCCUUCGGGAGCAUUCCAAGUAUUCUUCGUCUUUACUGGACCGUUCAUCGCGUCCAAGUUCAAGAACAUCCGCACAUAUAUCAUGGCGCUGUACCUCCUGCCAACCAUCAUCGGAACAACUCUUGUAUGGAAGCUGCCAAGAUCGAACUCGAAUGGCCUGCUGGUGUCCUACUACCUGAUUGGCUCUUUUGUUUCGUCUCUCGUUCUGGCACUCCAAAUGCCGGCCAACAAUGUCGCAGGUUACACAAAGAGGACGACUUCUACAGCAGUAGUAUUCUUAGCCUACUGUAUAGGAAAUAUAUGCGGCCCUCAUGCGUUCCUGGCUGCGGAGGCUCCGGUAUAUGAGACCGGAUGCAAGUUCAUCAUCGCAUGCGCGGCCAUCCAGAUAGUACUCGUGUUUGCAUUGCGAGCACUAUUGAUCCGACGCAACAAGAAGAGAGAUGCAGAAUUUGGACUGGUAUCUGACAUGGAUACAAGCGAGGAGAUGAUUGAGGACUUGACAGAUUUCGAAAAUCCCCGAUUCAGAUAUGCGUACUGA